Molecule: messenger RNA, 549 nt
Organism: Pestalotiopsis fici W106-1
Lineage: Eukaryota; Fungi; Ascomycota; Sordariomycetes; Amphisphaeriales; Sporocadaceae
Product: Peptidyl-prolyl cis-trans isomerase H
Exons: 5
Coding region: 1-549 (182 amino acids)
Biological process (GO): protein folding; protein peptidyl-prolyl isomerization
Cellular component (GO): intracellular membrane-bounded organelle
Molecular function (GO): peptidyl-prolyl cis-trans isomerase activity
Source: RefSeq, a predicted model, not a curated record
AUGGCCCCCACUCAGCUCCCUGCUUCGGGAAAUCCCUUGGUCUUUUUCGAUAUCACCCUUGGAGGUGAACCUCUGGGUAGAGUCACAUUCGAGCUCUUCCAGGAUGUAGUCCCCAAGACAGCCGAGAACUUCCGUCAAUUCUGCACCGGCGAGUCCAAGAACUCAAUGGGCCGGCCUCAAGGGUACAAGGGAUCAAAGUUCCACAGAAUAAUACCCAACUUCAUGUGCCAGGGUGGCGAUUUUCUGAAUGGAGAUGGCACCGGCAGCACUUGUAUCUAUGGUACCAAGGCCUUUGCCGACGAAAACUUCAACCUAAAGCACGAGCAGCCCGGCUUACUAUCAAUGGCGAAUGCUGGUCCCGGCACGAAUGGUUCGCAAUUCUUCAUCACCACGGUGCCUACCCCUUUUCUCGACGGCAAACACGUCGUCUUUGGCAAGGUGGUUGACGGCAUGGAUAUCGUAAAGAAGAUGGAAGCUACCAAGACGGGAUACAGAGGCAAGGACGUUCCCAACAUGGACGUGGUCAUCGCUCAGUGUGGUGAGAUGUGA